UUAAAGACAUGCACCAUCACCCUUACUGGGAUCACUAUUUUUAAAUGUUUCUUAGUGCAAGGAGAGUGGAAAGUAGAGGCUGGGGCAGGGAGUGAAAUAAAAACAUUUGAGUUUCUAUAGCUCAGUGCUAUAAUUUGGUUUCCUAUGGGGUUUUUGUUUCCAUAGAAUCUCGGCCACUUGGGCUGUGCUAAAAAUAAAAAUAAAAACGCCUCGUUAGAGCCUAGCUGGUAGUUAGAGCACUGUGAUGACAGGUGUGGGCAUCCUGGAAAAGAGGUUUGCCUUGGCUCAGGUGCAGUGAGGUGGUGGAGGCACAGCUCUUCACCUUCAGUUGCUGGGCAAGGGAGCAAAGCAGAGGCAGGCUGAUCUCUAAGUUUAAGGUCAGCCUGAGCUGAUACAUGGUUCCAGGCCAGCCAGGGCUACGUCUCCAAACAGACUGCUGCUGCAGGUCUGCAAGGUCUCAUUUCAUGUUUGGACCAGUGCAAGUUGGGAGUUGUAGGAGGUACAGUAAUGGCCCUCAACAAUGUCUGUUUCCAGUCACCAGAACCUGUGCUUCACCUCAUACAGGACAAGGGGGACUCCAGAAGGGAUUACAGAUCCUAGUGAUGGGGAGAUUGUCUUCUGCGGUAUGGUAGGCUCUGUCACAUAAGUUCUUCAAUGUGGAGCACAAGUAUGCAGACUCCCUGGAGGCCUCCAAGCCAGACCUGCAACUUACAGCUGUUAAGAUUGUGUGACUUCAAACCAUUGUUUGAGUUAAGGCAAUGGUGGAAAACAAACGCCUGCAUUAUUCUGUUUUAUUAUGAGGAAACCUGUUGAAAGGGGUCACACGCUUUGCAGUUAGAAGUGGAGAAAUCCAGGCCAAGUAUAUCCAGCUCAAGUGCCCAGUUCCUCUUGAGACUAAGCAUGGUAAAACUGCUCUACAGCUUUGUAUUUGUGUCGCGGCCCCUUUAAGACCUCAGGAGGCGGUGCUUAUGGCAGUUGCUUGGAAACCACCUAGCUCUCAGGACGCAAGGUUUUCCUUCAAUCUGCAGGCCUGACCAGAACAAGUGGGUGAGCACCCUAAGGUAGUCCUGUGUGUGCAGCAACAACUUAAAGUCUUGGACGAGUUCCUUCCUUAGUCUUCCAAGACUUGAGCCGGUGCUUGAUUGAUGAGAUGCAGGGGAUCCUGCAGCUGAGUGGAGUGGUGCUGGGAGCCAAGCCCAGAGAAAAAGCCGGUUUGCAGUUUACUUGUGCAAUAAUACGGCGAUUUUUGUAAGAAUAGGGGUCGGGAUAUCACUAUAAGAAGCAAGUUAGUUUUAGCUGUAGUUUGAAUUUCACUAGUAGAGGACCAAAAAAAACAAAGGUUCAAAAGAUUGAGCCCAGGUUGUCAGGCUUGUAGCAAGAACCUUUGCCUACAGAGUCCUCUCUCCCACGCCAACCUUAUUUUCUUGGACAAGGUCCGCUGCUGAACCUGGAGCUCCUGUGUGAUCUAAACUGUAAAACCCAUCCAUGCUUUGAAACAACACUUCAGCCUACCAAAGGAAUCGUUGGCUAACUCUGUAUCUAAGGUAAACUCUACCUCUUCCAAAGGCCAUGGUGAAAGAAAAGAAAAAAGCAGACAAGAAAGGUGAUAAGUCGGCCCGCUCUCCGUCCUCCAAUUCGGAAAACCCAGAGGCUUUCAAAGAUGGCGCUGGGAAGCAGGAAAUACCGGCUGGUGCCCUCCCAGUAUUGGAAAUGCCACUCAAGCAGUUGGCACCCAAAAGAGACUCUGCAAAUAUGUAUCAGAAUGAAGAUGAAACCCAGUAUGAAGAGCCCAUCCUGACCAAACUCAUUGUGGAAAGCUAUGAAGGAGAAAAAAUCCGAGGACUGUAUGAGGGAGAAGGCUUCGCUGUCUUUCAAGGUGGAAACACCUACCAUGGUAUGUUUUCAGAAGGACUGAUGCACGGACAAGGGACUUACAUCUGGGCUGACGGACUGAAAUACGAGGGAGACUUUGUGAAGAAUAUCCCCAUGAACCAUGGCGUGUACACAUGGCCAGAUGGCAGCACUUAUGAAGGAGAAGUGAUCAACGGCAUGAGGAAUGGAUUUGGUAUGUUCAAGUGUGGCACACAGCCUGUGUCCUACAUCGGCCACUGGUGUCAUGGCAAGAGACAUGGGAAGGGCUCCAUCUAUUACAACCAAGAGGGAACCUCUUGGUAUGAGGGAGACUGGGUAUACAACAUCAAAAAGGGCUGGGGAAUAAGAUGCUACAAGUCAGGAAACAUAUAUGAAGGCCAGUGGGAGAACAAUAUGCGUCAUGGGGAAGGCAGAAUGAGGUGGUUGACCACAAACGAGGAGUACACUGGCCACUGGGAGAAGGGGAUCCAGAAUGGCUUUGGAACAUACACAUGGUUUCUAAAGAGAAUCCCCAACUCUCAGUAUCCUUUGAGAAAUGAAUACAUAGGAGCAUUUGUAAACGGAUUCCGUCACGGACAUGGGAAGUUUUACUAUGCCAGUGGAGCAAUGUAUGAGGGAGAAUGGGUUUCCAACAAAAAGCAUGGCAGGGGCAGGAUAACUUUCAAGAACGGACGAGUGUAUGAAGGUCUGUUUUCCAAUGACCACAUUGCACAGUACCUUGAAACUGAAAUCGAUUAUACACGCAGCCUGGACCGUCGGUCAGAUGUCUCCCAAAGGAGCCAGCCGCCUUGGGGAUCUUCUGCCAGUGCUAUUAGGGAGCCUGAGACCCUGCGAAAGUUGGACGGCAGCGAAAGCCAUUCCGUGUUAGGAUCAAGUAUUGAACUGGACUUAAAUUUGUUGCUGGACAUGUACCCUGAGGAAACCCAAGAAGAAGAAAAGAAGCAGGUGGAAUACGCAGUCGUGAGGAACAUUUCGGAGUUAAGGAGAAUCUACUGCUUCUACAGCGGCCUCGGGUGUGACCACUCUCUGGAUAACACCUUUCUCAUGACCAAGCUUCACUUCUGGAGAUUUCUGAAAGACUGCAGGUUUCACCAUCACAAUAUCACCCUUGCAGAUAUGGACAGGGUGCUAAGUGUCUAUAAUGGCAUACCAAUCGAAGAAAUCCACUCUCCGUUCAGAACUAUACUCUUAAGAACAUUCCUUAAUUACCUCCUGCAGUUGGCUCACCACAUCCAUCACAAAGAGUUCCAGAACAGAAGCCCAUCACUCUUUUUGUGUUUUACAAAACUGAUGAAUGAGAACAUUCAUCCACAUGCCUGCCAGGUAAAAGGUCAUUUAUUCAGUGAGCAACAGCGAACGCUCUACUCAAUGAAUUAUAUCGAUAAGUGUUGGGAGAUUUACACGACCUACUGCAGACAAAACGAAGCCCCACCCUAUGAGCUAACAAUGAAGAUGAGGUAUUUCCUCUGGAUGCUGAAAGACUUUAGGAUGAUAAACAAGGACUUAACCGCAACCAAAUUUAUGACUGUGAUAGCAGAGGACAACCCUUUUGUGUAUGACGGAACUGACAGCAACUUUGAACUUGAGCUGGUUUUCCUGGAAUUCUUUGAAGCUCUCUUAUGCUUCUCACUCUGCUGCAUUUUUGACCGGAUGACUAGAUCCUAUUUAAAAGUUCCAUAUGAUGAUGCUACUGGAAACCGAUACGGCAGCAUUCCCACAAUACUCAACCAGAGCAACCACAGGAGCCCAAGUGCGAUCACGAGCCAUGAUUCUGAAGUCCACUUCAGCAGCACCAAGUCGUCUUCUGACAAGACAGGAGUUUUGCCUGACAGUAAAAUCAGGAAGUCAGAGUCCAAGCUCAAGAAAUCCCUAAGUGAGGACAAAGACUCCAAAAUGAACCUCAAGAAUCAAGGAAGAGGGCUGGUGUUUAUGUCCCCACACGAGAAAUAUGAAAAACCCAAAGAUGAGCAGAAAGAGAAACUCAACAUAUGGGUGAACAACCUCUAUGUCUUCUUUGUGAGUGUGCUUUUCAGCGCCUACAAACGUGAGGAGAUGCUCAAGGGGAAGAUAAAGGAGAACCGGCUGGAGCAAGCAGCACUGGCUCAGCAGAGGCAGAUAGAGGAUGAAGAGCUGGAAGCCAGGCUGAACAUCCUACGGGAAGAAGAGGCCAAGAGACAAGACUUCGAUAUUGACAUCACUGUGUUAAAGGAGCCAUUGGAAGCUCCAUCUUCGCUGCCACUCACACCCAGCCCUCCUAAAGAGGACUUAGUUUCCACCCAGACCAGCAAGACCAGCCCUGGCAAGAAGAAGAAGAAGUGAAGAAAGACAGCACCACUUUGAGAAGCAGCUGAAAUCACCUGGUG
Microtus ochrogaster (prairie vole) is the source of this 4235-nucleotide messenger RNA. It is a transcript of the gene Rsph10b, whose product is annotated as radial spoke head 10 homolog B. NCBI's taxonomy places the organism in Eukaryota, Metazoa, Chordata, Mammalia, Rodentia, Cricetidae. The coding region runs from base 1570 to 4191 and encodes 873 amino acids. The transcript is spliced from 22 exons. The record is from RefSeq and is a predicted model, not a curated record.